AUGCUGGCCGGCUUCACGCUGAUGUGCGCGUGGAUUGCGUGGAAUGUCGUCGCGGUGGUGCGCGCGAGGAACAGCAUCCCGCUCGAGCUGCGGCAGCAGUACAUCGCCAACAAGCUGGCCGAAAUGGAGAUGAUGUACGCGUGUAUGGGGGAUGAGGAUGAUUCUGUGAGGAAGGAUGAGGUGGACCCGGAAGGGAUCGACGUCCAGACC
Mesorhabditis spiculigera is the source of this 210-nucleotide messenger RNA. The record is from the annotation of a GenBank genome assembly. Lineage: Eukaryota; Metazoa; Nematoda; Chromadorea; Rhabditida; Rhabditidae.